Ixodes scapularis (black-legged tick) is the source of this 1058-nucleotide messenger RNA. RefSeq names its product sepiapterin reductase-like. The record is from RefSeq and is a predicted model, not a curated record. Bases 1 to 828 code for a protein of 275 amino acids. The transcript is spliced from 3 exons. Gene Ontology annotation, molecular function: sepiapterin reductase (NADP+) activity. Gene Ontology annotation, biological process: tetrahydrobiopterin biosynthetic process. Lineage: Eukaryota; Metazoa; Arthropoda; Arachnida; Ixodida; Ixodidae.
AUGGAGCUGAAGAGAGCAGACAUGGCUGAUGCAGCGUGCCCUCGCAGAAGCCCAGGCGGAGAAACUGCAUUCUGGAGAAAGAAGUUUCUCAUCGUUGUGACAGGCGCCAGCGGAGGCAUUGGCAGGGGCAUAGCGGCCAGUUUCGCCGAACACGUCGCGGAAGGAUCGCUCCUCGUCAUUACGGGUCGAAACACGGCCGGUCUCGAAGAAACAAAGCGGAUUAUCGCAGCUCUGGGACGCGAAGUCAACGUGAGCGUCGAGACCUGCGACCACUCCAGGGCCCUUUUCCGGGACUACCAGGACCUUCUGGAACGAGCGUCGGCUCGACUCCCGGAUCCGGACAGGGUUGUGCUCCUGCACAACGCCGCGACGAUUGGAAACUGCUCCGACUAUGCCGUGUCAUACGACGACGAGAGAGCGAUCGGCGACUACUACCGCUUGAAUCUAACGUCCGUCAUGACGCUGACCGCGGCGUUCCUCCGGCGCUAUGACUCUGACUCGGGUCCGACGCGAACCAUCGUCAACGUCUCGUCCAUUACGGGGAUCAAGGCAGUACCGAGGCUCGGCCUAUACUGCACAGGCAAGGCAGCCCGGGAGAUGUUCAUGAGAGUGGUGGCCGCAGAGAACCCGUCGGUGACCGUCUGCAGUUACGAUCCUGGAGUGGUGGCUACAGCCAUGCUCAAAGAAAUCUGCGGCUCCCGCUAUGAAGAUAUGGUCAAAACUGGCAAUGUCAUCAGCCCGGAGGUGACUGCCAACCGACUCAUCCGCAUCCUCGAACACGGAAACUUCAAUUCCGGGGAACAUGUCUGUCACACGGACGCUCCCUAAUGUUGGAUCGAGUUCGAGCAGGUUGAAUCGCGGUGUUGACGGGCAAAGUCGCGCUGUCACUGGUUUCUUCUAUCAACAUGUGAUGAAGAAGCGGAGAUAGAGUGGCGUCACGGACGACCUCAAUUCAAUAUUUCCUUAUCUUUACUCGUCUCUCUACGAGUGAUCUGUUAAUAAAAUAACGUGUGCAUUUCGUAAACUGUCUCGUAACGUCUGCAUUAAAGUCUUGGAAA